AUGCCAAAGAACAGAGAUGGUGAUACCGUCGAAGUACCUCCAAAAGAUGAAGAGGAAAUCAUUUUGGAGAAAAUGGUGUUUGGAGACCUUGCCGGGUUAGAAAAUAACUUGAGGAAAGUGGACAACUUGUUUGAUUUCGAUGAUGAAGAGGAAGUAGUUGAGGAGAUUGAUGAGGAAGCGAGUGACAGCGACAAUUUGGACGAUGUGCAAGAUGAGGAUUUGUUCUACAUUGAUGAAGGAGUGCAAGACGGUGAGGACGCCAGCGAUCGUAUGGAUGAAGAUGCCAGCUCAGAAAGUGAUGAUGACUACUCCGAAGAAGAAUUGGGUGAUCAAGAUGAUGCCUGGGUUGAUAGUGACGAUGAGAGACUAAAUGUAUCUCUCACUUCGUCUGAUCGUUUGAAAAAAUUGAGAAAGACUCCAGAAGAUGAUCUUAUAAAUGGGAAGACAUACAUGUUUAGGCUACGAUCGCAAUUUGAAAAAAUAUAUCCCCGUCCAGCGUGGGCUGACCAGCAAGGUCAAGAACAGGAAGCGAACAGCUCUGAUGAUGAUAUAAUAAUUGAUGACAAUGAUGAUGAUGAUGAGGAGGAGGAUGAGGAUGCAGAAGGUAGCAAUAACCAACAAAGUGGAAAAGAAACAGCUGCCUUGUCAAAACUAUUAUCAUCAACCCAUCGAUUUGUCAUUACAAAGCAGUUGAAAUUGAUAUCGCCAUCACGUAUCUCCGUAACGAGAUUGAAGGAUGCUAAUUAUCAGAAAUUGUCAAAAGGUGCGAUCCAGGCCAUUUCAUUCCACCCUACACAUCCGAUCCUACUCACAGCAGGAUUUGACAAAACGAUAAGACUCUACCAAAUUGACGGCAAAACCAACAACUUUAUCACAUCCUACUUUUUGAAAAACUGCCCCAUUAUGCAGUCGCAGUUUUUGCCACAAGCAAAUUGCAAUAUAGUAUACGCCGCCGGAAGAAGAAAGUACAUGAACAAGAUCAAUUUGAAUACGGGCGAAGUUGAGAAAAUCAGCCGUAUGUAUGGACAUGAACAAGUGCAAAAAUCAUUUGAAAGUUUCAAGAUUAGUCCCGCGGGCUCGUUUAUUGGAUUGAUUGGGAAUUCUGGAUGGUUCAAUUUGGUGAAUGGAACUACUGGACAAUGGAUCAAGGGGUUCAAAGUUGAAGGAACUGUGGUGGACUUUGACUUUGCAUUUGAUGAAUCGUUUGUUGUUGUUGUCAAUUCAGCGGGUGAAGUAUGGGAAUUUGAAUUGAAGGGAAAGUUGUCAUCCAAAUCGGAGACAAAAAUUUUUCGCAAGUGGUCCGAUGACGGGGGUAUAGGAAUAACCAAGAUCAAAUUGGGUGGAAGAAAUAGUAGUAGAUGGCUCGCCAUCGGUUCUAAUACUGGUGUUGUUAAUCUUUACGACCGACAAAAUCUCAAUGCCACCACACUGCCAAAACCGUUCAAGACGGUGGAGAAUUUAGUUACAUCAGUUUCAUCACUUGUGUUCAACCCAGAUGGACAGCUUUUAGCUAUUGCUUCAAGAGGGAAAAGAGACGCAUUCAAGUUGGUGCAUUUACCCUCGGGUUCUGUAUAUAACAAUUGGCCCACCAGUGGUACCCCCUUGGGCAAAGUCACUAGUGUUGUAUUUUCCCCCAAUAAUGAGAUCUUGGCUGUUGGUAACGAAGCAGGAAAAGUGACUCUUUGGAGGUUGAAUCAUUAUUAA
Molecule: messenger RNA, 1704 nt
Organism: Lodderomyces theae
Lineage: Eukaryota; Fungi; Ascomycota; Pichiomycetes; Serinales; Debaryomycetaceae
Gene: UTP18
Product: Utp18p
Exons: 1
Coding region: 1-1704 (567 amino acids)
Biological process (GO): rRNA processing
Cellular component (GO): small-subunit processome; Pwp2p-containing subcomplex of 90S preribosome
Molecular function (GO): protein binding
Source: RefSeq, a predicted model, not a curated record